Messenger RNA from Paramecium tetraurelia, 1542 nucleotides. RefSeq lists its product as uncharacterized. NCBI's taxonomy places the organism in Eukaryota, Ciliophora, Oligohymenophorea, Peniculida, Parameciidae. The transcript is spliced from 8 exons. The record is from RefSeq and is a predicted model, not a curated record.
AUGCUGAAUUAGCAUUUUUGCGAAAUUGACGAUGACAUCUCUGAUGCCACAUCCUUUGAAGAGUCUAUUUAAAAGAGAUGUAUGACAGCUCCUCCAAGACCAUUAACCGAUUUAGAGGAAUUUAAGAGAUCAGAGGAAUAUGAGGCCCUCGAAAAAGCAUAUAGAAGCUAAAGCUAAUUAAUAUAGAGAGAUUAUUAGAAAUACGAUUUAGACAAUCCUGAAGGAUAGCACAGUUGUAAGAAAUUUCUGUACCAUCUUGAAAAUAUGUGUAAAGUGUAUAAAGUGAGUGCAGUAUCAAGGGAAUAUCGAGACACAUUUUCAAAAGCUUACAAAAUAUUGUACACAGAUGGUGAGUUGUGUUACUUGACUGAAAUUCUCGACAGUGCAUAGGAAGGCUUUCCUUAUUUGUGGGUUAAUUCUGAAAAAUAUUCGUUUUCUGCUGAUGUUUUGGAUGCUGGAAUGCGGUUAGUGGAGGCAUUUUAUAAAGUACAACAUGUCAUCAGAUACACAUAUUCUGGCACUCUAUAGGAGAGUCCUGACUUUUCUUCUUCAAAAUUGAAAGAUGAAAUUCAAUUAUUGUUGGAGAAUUUCGAUAUCAUUUGGGUUAACUUUGAGAAAUAUUACGUUAAAGAAUUAAUGCAGAUAGAGGCAGAAGCUCGACGAUUUAUACUGAAAGCAAUAGAACUUGAUAAGGAAAUGAUCUCAAUUGAAGUGCGAGAAAAGCUAAAGGGGAGAAUCCUUGUGACUUGUGAGAAUUAUCUGCAAUUAAAAGCUGAAUUAUGCAAAGUGAUAGCACAGAUUAAUUCGGUCGCUAAUGUUGAAGGUAAAGGAAGAGAUGAUCUCGGUGUAAAAAUCCUACUCGAAGCUGAAGGGAUAACCAGAAGAGUUACUCGAGAGUAAUCUUAAGCUGUACGAAAUCUUGCUGAUAGCAUCAAAAUGAAUUUCCAAAGGUUCAGAGAACAAAUGAGAAGAUAUGAGGGUAAUAUUGAAAUGGUCGAUCCUCAAUUGAAAAAUAAUUAGGAAUUAGUUGAUUUAUUGGUUGAAUAUGAAACACAAUGGGAAAAAGGCUUAAAUUAUUUAUUGGAUCCAAAGAGAUACACACAAUUAAUGUUGUUUUCUCAUAUUAUAGAAACAUCGGCUGAGAAAUAUUCAUAAUUUUAAGAACAAUUAGAAUGCAGGGAUAGUGACAUUUUUGUUGCGAUUCCAUGCUUGAUCAUAUUGAAACACCUUGAAGAUGAGGAUCGUAAUAUUUGUCUUUACUUCCUACCUAUGUUAAAUGAUACAUCUUCUAAACUCUAUCAAUCAUUUAUGAUUUUAAAACAGGAAUUCCAGGGAUGGAGAAGACAGCAUUCAAAAUCAUAUGAAUACUAUAAUAUUAUUGAAAAAUUGCUUUUAGGAAUUCCUUAAUAAUAAUUUUCUGAGGAAGAAUCAAAUUAAAUUGAGAAGAUAAUGCAGAAAAUUAAAUUUCUUUCCAUUGAACUCUAAAGGCACAACGCUAUAGAAUGGAAUUCAUUCAUUGAUGCAGCAAUAAACAAUAAUUGA